AUGGCUUUCAUCAGCUACACUGCAAUGCUCAGGUUACAGCUUUUGGUGCUGGUUCUAGCACUCACCGUAAGGAGCUUACCCCAUGUGAGGGCAGUUCAUCCUCAGCUCGGCAAAGGAGGUGGCUUUGAAAGGCUUAGUGAAGAUUGCCUGACCCAAAAGGACCUGAAAUUCCCGACAACAGUGAAAGUUGACAUUCGUAUCAGCAAUUCAGAUCCUGUCUUUAGGAUGGUCCAUGACGUCAGGAACCGGUCGCUUGCUCCUUGGGAUUACAGGCUCGACGAGGACCCCAAUCGCUUUCCCCAGGUGAUUGCAGAUGCCAAGUGCCGCCUCUCCAGCUGCGUGAACCCGCAAGGGCAGGAGGACCACAGCCUGAACUCCGUCCCCAUCCACCAGGAGAUCCUCGUCCUCCGGCGGGAGCAGCGGGGCUGUCUGCCCACCUACCGCCUGGAGAAGAAGGUCAUCACCGUGGGCUGCACCUGUGUUACCCCAGUUAUCCAGUACCAGGCCUAG
Rhea pennata is the source of this 510-nucleotide messenger RNA. Its product is annotated as interleukin-17F-like. Gene Ontology annotation, biological process: inflammatory response. The coding region runs from base 1 to 510 and encodes 169 amino acids. Lineage: Eukaryota; Metazoa; Chordata; Aves; Rheiformes; Rheidae. Gene Ontology annotation, cellular component: extracellular region. Gene Ontology annotation, molecular function: cytokine activity. The record is from RefSeq and is a predicted model, not a curated record. The transcript has 3 exons.